GCUGCGAUUCAGGAAGUAAAUCUAUUAUAGUGACAGGAACAACAUCACGGGACUCUCAUUGCAUUGAGCAGAUUAAUAAAAUAUUACCUGUGACUGAUCUGUACACACCUGUAAUAUAAGACAACAUGUCUAGGCAGUCGAACAGAGCCACAGACAGCAAGAAGAUGAAUUCAGAAUUGUUCACUCUCACUUAUGGAGCCUUGGUCACUCAGUUGUGUAAGGACUAUGAAAAUGAUGAAGAAGUCAACAAACAACUGGAUAAAAUGGGAUACAAUAUCGGAGUGCGUCUGAUUGAGGACUUCUUGGCUCGGUCCAGCGUGGGGAGGUGUCACGAUUUCCGAGAAACGGCCGAUGUCAUUGCAAAGGUAGCCUUCAAGAUGUACUUGGGUAUCACCCCCAGCGUGACCAACUGGAGUCCUGCUGGAGAUGAGUUCUCUCUUAUCCUCGAGAGCAACCCCUUGGUGGACUUUGUAGAGCUUCCUGACAACCACAGUAAUCUAGUUUACUCCAACCUGCUCUGUGGAGUGCUGAGAGGAGCCCUUGAAAUGGUUCAGAUGGCAGUGGAUGUGCGAUUCGCUCAGGACACACUAAGAGGUGACAAUGUGACAGAAAUUCGCAUGAAGUUCAUCAAAAGGAUCGAGGAGAACCUGCCAGCUGGAGAUGAAUGAGACUGAGAAUCUUUUGAUUCAAGAGACUUUUUUUUAUGUUUGAUUUGAUGAAGUAUUGCAAUGCGAAUUCACUGUCAAGAAGACAUCUCUUGAUGUGUCACCAAGGAUGGCAUGUUCUUUCACCUGGUCCAUGUUUUUUAUCUCUUACAAAUACCUUCUUAAGUUUCUAUUUGUAUGUCAGUUUUAGGGCCGUGCAAAAAAUAGAAUGCGAUUUUCAUGUGCAUCUCAUCAGUAAAGAUACUCCUUUAAUUAGAAGUAUAUCUCCAGCACAUGCGUUCAGAUCAGGGUUGCCGGGUUUUCACAACAAAUCCUGCCCAGUUGCUUCUUAAAACUAGUCCAAAACUAGUCCAAUCGCGUUUCCGGGAGGUUCCCUGAUAAAAAUUGCUUCCCGGGGUUAAAAUAUACAUUUUUUGAAAGGGUUUCCCUGGUAAAAUUCGCAUUUUAGGGGCUAAAUAUCACGUUAUUGGUAUUGGGGUUGCUUCAAACCGCCGACAUGGAAAAAACAAUCGCAGACUUGGCAACACUGGUUCAGGUGGAGCAGCAGUUACUACACAGAGCCGUAGUCUACCGACAACUAACACAAAAUCGUUUUCAAAAACGACAAAGAAUCGCUGCCGAUUUUAACAUCGAUUUUGUGUAGAUUGUCUGUGGUUGUUUUUCAUGUCCGCGGGUCAAAACGACCCCAAUACAAAUAACGUAAUAUAUUAUUUAGCCCCUAAAAUGCGAAUUUUACCAAGGCAACCCUGCUAAAAAACAUAUAUUUUAACCCUGGGACGCAAUUUUUUUUUUUUAUCGGGGAACCUUCUGGAAGCGUGAUUGGACUAGUUUUGGAGUAGUUUUGAGAAGCAACUGGGCAGGAUUUGUUGUGAAUACCUGGCAAACCUGAUCUGAACGCACAUGCUGGAGAUAUACUUCUAAUUACAGGAGUAUCUUUACUGAUGUGAUGCGCAUGAAAAUCGCAUUCGAUUUUUUGCACAGCCCUAGUCAGUUUGUCCCCAGUAUAUUUUCUGUUAUUCUUUUUGCAUUUAACUCAUAAAUAUGGCACAGAAUGUCUAAUUUAUAUAGUCAAUUAUCUUAAUUAGAUUGAAUAAACCAUUAACUACCAACAA
This is a messenger RNA of Carassius gibelio (silver crucian carp), 1777 nucleotides long. Its product is annotated as trafficking protein particle complex subunit 3-like. The record is from RefSeq and is a predicted model, not a curated record. Gene Ontology annotation, biological process: intra-Golgi vesicle-mediated transport; endoplasmic reticulum to Golgi vesicle-mediated transport. The coding region runs from base 126 to 668 and encodes 180 amino acids. The transcript is spliced from 5 exons. NCBI's taxonomy places the organism in Eukaryota, Metazoa, Chordata, Actinopteri, Cypriniformes, Cyprinidae. Gene Ontology annotation, cellular component: cis-Golgi network membrane; TRAPP complex; cytosol.